Molecule: messenger RNA, 2903 nt
Organism: Cydia strobilella
Lineage: Eukaryota; Metazoa; Arthropoda; Insecta; Lepidoptera; Tortricidae
Product: ribonuclease H2 subunit A
Exons: 6
Coding region: 132-1070 (312 amino acids)
Biological process (GO): DNA replication, removal of RNA primer; mismatch repair
Cellular component (GO): ribonuclease H2 complex
Molecular function (GO): RNA-DNA hybrid ribonuclease activity; RNA binding
Source: RefSeq, a predicted model, not a curated record
CAUAGAACAUUGGCAAAACAAAAAUCUUCAAUUUAAGCGGGAAAGCACUAUUUACCAAUUAAGUAAUCUCUAAUGUACAAUAGUUUCAUUUCAACAACAAUACAUUACCUACACAUUCUUAAAGAGAAGCUAUGGAAUCCUUACAAGCACUUCAAGAUUUCAUAAAAACUAAGGACAACUUUCGAAACUUUGUGAAUUCUUCAGAGGUUCCGUCUGUUUGUAAAACCGAACCCUGUAUGCUAGGGGUGGACGAGGCAGGACGUGGGCCAGUGCUUGGGCCCAUGGUGUAUGGCGUAGCUUACUGUCCCUUGAGCCAAACGAGCGUUCUGAAGGAUCUAGGCUGCGCUGACUCAAAGGCGCUAACUGAAGAGAAACGAGAUGAUAUAUUCAGGAAAAUGCUUACUGAAGAGGCCUCUUUAAACAAUGUGGGCUGGGCUGCAGAGAUUAUAUCUCCUAAUUACAUAUCUAAUUCUAUGUACAGGCGAGCGAAGCACUCACUAAAUGAGGUGUCAAUGAACUCGGCAAUAGAUCUUAUCAAGAAAGUGGCAGAAUCAGGAGCUAACAUCACAGAGGUGUAUGUGGAUACCGUGGGACCUCCGGAGAAGUAUCAAGCCAAACUCACUGAGAUCUUUCCCAACUAUAAAAUAACUGUAGCAAAAAAGGCUGACUCCAUAUAUCCUAUAGUAUCAGCAGCUAGUAUUGUAGCCAAGGUGACGAGGGAUCAUGCACUGAAGGUCUGGCAGUUCAAGGAGGGACUAGAGAUGACACAUGCUGAAUUUGGCAGUGGAUAUCCUGGAGACCCCUUAACGAAGAAGUUCAUCAGAGAGCAGAUUGACUAUGUGUUUGGAUACCCAAUGCUGGUGCGCUUUAGCUGGUCUACAGCUGAGGUGAUGCUGCAAGACAAAGCCGCUACCUGUACAUUCGAAGAAAUUGAUGACGAACUUCCUAAGAAAAAAGUGAAAUCAAUCAGCUCUUUCUUCUCUGUGAAAUCUGAGGAUGGCGAGAAGAAAAGGAAGAGACAUAAGUUUUUUGAGGAAAGGUAUUUGUCUAUGGAUAAUGCGUUUGAAUAAAUAUAGUUAAGUAAAAUAAAGUACUGGUAUACAUAUUUUGGGGACCAUUAUGUACCCAGUAUCCACUGUAAUAUAAUGAAGCAUUUGUACACUAGUAAGUUAAUUAGCAUUUGAAAAUCAAUUUUAUCACAUUUCUUAUUCGAAUACAUUACCUGUUAGGAUAAUCUUAAUGUAAUCAGAUGAAUUAGUAAAAACCAAAGAGGAUAAAAUAGGAUAGAGCGGUACUGUCAUAGUAAAUUUUGUAACCACAGUAAAUUCACUGCCAUCUGAUCGAGAAUCAUAUUUUCGUGAUUUUCGAGGCACGUUUUUUCCUUAGACUGUAUCCAUCUAUUACGGAGUUAUAUAUAUCUUUGGUAAAAACGUAUUAUUUUAUACGUCCAUUAAUUACGUUAGGUGCACAGGGGGGAGAAGGGGGCUCGCCAAAUAUCACGUUUUUAUUGGUAAGAAUAAGUGUUAAACUGCAGGGUUGAAUUUAGAGCGCUCGAUUUCGUCAGUCGAAAAUCUGUGGAUAACGGCGAAUUGUGAUAUUUUUGAAAUUGGUAUUGACCACUCGUUUUUAAUGAAACAAAUAUUCCUCUUGGAUCAUUUUAAUGAAGUCUGUCAAAAAAUACAUUUGAACAUACAGCAGUUAUAUAAAAAGUAUGUACCUGAUGGCCAGUUUCAACAGUUUUCAAUGCCUAAACGACAUUUUAUGAGAGGGGGUUGGGGGUCAAAAAAUCCUCAAAAACAUCUCACGCAAUUAAUGGACGCCCCCUAAUACUUGUUUACAACCAACUUUGAAUACCUAUGUUAUAAAUAAAUAUUUGGAUGCAAUAAAGAACUGAUAAAAUAUCACAAGUGUUUUGGCCAGUGUUGAGCUUUCGAUAAGACGAUCACGUAAAAAAAAAUGCACUCAGAUUAACCCUUUAACGGGCAGGAUUUUUUUUUUUUUAAUUAUAACCUCAAUGACACUUAAGAGGAAAGGGGACGGCCGUUUCUUCAUACAAACGUAGUCCCCAUUUAAAUCCAAUAUCCAAAAACGAAAAAAAUCAAACGCAGGGACAUAGCUGUGGUUGAUAUAACAACAAAUUGUGUCAAAAUAAUUACCUACCUAACCCUUAUAAUAUAACUAAGAACAGCUGUAUAAAGUAAUGAAAUAAAUUCAUUUGUAUUUGUAUUUUUUUUUUUUGAAAAUAUUUUCAAUAAUGUUAUCUACAGAGGAAAAUGAGGACUACGUUUGUAUGAAAAGGCGAUUUCGCGCGGGUCCUCCACUUUCGUCUUAAUAGUUCCAAAAUUUCUGCUUAAAAAAAUAUGCAAAAAGAUGAUGUUAUAGGCUGGUCAUUUUUGCCUUAAAGUAUCUUAAGAUUUAAAAAAUUACACGAUUCAAGUCACAUCGCCUCCGUAGUCGUAAAUAUUCUGCAUAAGAAUAAAAUUCAAAAACAUGAUGUAAGAAUAUUCAAGUUUUUAACCCGUAAAGGGUUAAAUUAAACAGUUGCAUUUAAGCCAAUCAAAAAUUCCUUUUAUUGUUAUUUGAUUUAAUUGAAAUACUUGUAUAAAAACUUCUAUUGUAACGCCCUAGGAAGUAGUUAAUUGUGUAAAUAGUAAUUACACUGUACUUGUAACUGCACCUCAGGGCCCGGAUGUUAAUCUUACUUUGCAAGUGAAAACUCCUGUUAUUGCAUUGCUGAUCAGUAGAAAUCGACGCCAAUUUAAAUACAUUUUAUGUAAGUAACUGUCCUUUCUUUACCCACCUACGCCAAACAAUGUAGUGGAUGCAUGCUUGAUGUAUUGAUAUGGGUAUUGGCGGGGUUCCAAGUUUGCACUUUUGAAUCAGUACACAUGCAGAUAUUUAUA